Molecule: messenger RNA, 1842 nt
Organism: Spodoptera littoralis (African cotton leafworm)
Lineage: Eukaryota; Metazoa; Arthropoda; Insecta; Lepidoptera; Noctuidae
Source: the annotation of a GenBank genome assembly
AUGUCUGUAUUAUUCCGAAGUUUUAUAAAUAAAGGAAGGAAAAAUUUAUUCAAGAAAUUAUUAAACUCCACCCAAUCUACAUGUAGAUGUGUCUUUUUUCGUAAAUAUUCAGGCAGUGAAAAGAAAUUUGUGUCAUUUGAUGAAAUUGUGUCCCAGAGGAGAAGUGAAGCUAAACGGAGUAUCGUUGUACAAGUCAAUUCGCAGGCUUCGUUCAAGGAACUAUACGGUUACUGCUCAAAGUAUGCUACCAUCAAAGAUGUGCAUCACUACAAAAAUAAUAACGACGAGCACUUCAUGCUUAUUGAAUUUGGGUCGGAGGAAAGCUUACAGGAUGUAUUACGGUCAUGCAGUACACAUCAGAAAGACCUGGACACAAUGGCAAAUAACUCCCCGUUCCUAUGGUUUCGUACAGCUAAUGGGAAAACUGAAAGCUAUGCAACCCCCACCACAGUGCUGGCAUCUAUUAAUGGAAUUGAACAAGUGAAUGAGGACAAACUGUUCAAGGAGCUAGUGGAUUGUGAAACUGUAUCAGAUCAAAUACAGUUGUUGUAUGACAGAACUAGGCUGAAUGAUUUGGGGGUCCGGCUGAGGUAUAUGGUGGCUAGGCAGAUUGAAUGUAUGCUAGAAAGCCUCUACGCAAAUGUAGCUGUGAGACCAUUUGGCUCAUCCAUCAAUGGUUUUGGAAAAAUGGGAUGUGAUUUGGACCUUGUUUUGACCAAUACACUAACUGAUGAAAUGACGAAGGCGGGGUCCCGGCUGGUGUUCCAGUCGGCGCGCGUGGAGGGGGGGCGCGCGCCGUGGGCGCGGCACAUGCAGGCGCUGGGCGAGCUGCUGGAGCUGCGCGCGGCGGGCGCGGCGCGCGUGCAGCGCAUACUCAACGCGCGCGUGCCCAUCGUCAAGUUCGCGCACCACUACACCGACCUCGAGUGCGAUCUCUGCUACAAUAACAUGUCAGGGGUGUACAUGUCAGAGUUGCUCUGGUUGUUCGGUUCCCUGGACGACAGAGUACGUCCGUUGACAUUCGCGGUGCGUCGCUGGGCGCGUGCCGUGGGUCUCACAAACCCACACCCAGGACGAUGGAUCACCAACUUCCCUCUGACACUGAUGGUGCUAUUCUUUCUACAGCAGAAAACUAACGACGGACAUGUGCUGCCAACUUUGAAAAAUCUUGUGAGGAGAGCUGGUAAAGAAGAUAUUCGAAUAGCAGAAGAGAAUCUCAACUGCACAUUCCUGCGCGACAUGAACAAGCUGCCGCCGGAGUGCUACGCCCAGAACAAGGCCAACCUGCAGACGUUACUGCUGCAGUUCUUCGAGUUCUAUUCACAGUUCGAUUUCCAAGAUAAAGCGAUAUCUAUCAACGAAGGCAUUUCUGUCAGGAAACCGAACUCCUUGCCUUUAUACAUCGUGAACCCGCUAGAGCAGGCGCUCAAUGUUAGUAGAAAUGUCAGCUUCGAAGAAUGUGAACGACUCAAAGCUGAAGUGAGGAAUGCCGCGUGGCAGCUCGAGGCCGGCAUGGACAAGCAGAAGGGAGACGACUGGGGCCUGCUCGGCCUUGUGGAGAAGAAAACUACGCGAGGACUGAAGAAAUUACUCCGUGUCGGAAACUCCCAUAGACUAGUCUCAGUAAAGGAUCUAUUUAACGAUACAGACGAUAGAAUUCCAGAAGACAGUGUGAAGAGUAAAGUUGAAAGAUUAAUACCUAAGACUACUCAGGAAGUAGAAAAAAGUGUGAAAGAGAUGAAAGAUAGUUUUGUGAAAGAGAAAAAGCCACAGAAAUUGAAAUUUAAAAAUAGUGCAUUAGCUAGCGAAGUGUUCCGAAUACGGAGAGACAAAAUUGUGUGA